Messenger RNA from Anguilla anguilla (European eel), 2266 nucleotides. Its product is annotated as transcriptional repressor scratch 2-like. Gene Ontology annotation, biological process: regulation of DNA-templated transcription. The record is from RefSeq and is a predicted model, not a curated record. Bases 976 to 1959 code for a protein of 327 amino acids. The transcript is spliced from 2 exons. Lineage: Eukaryota; Metazoa; Chordata; Actinopteri; Anguilliformes; Anguillidae. Gene Ontology annotation, molecular function: RNA polymerase II cis-regulatory region sequence-specific DNA binding; DNA-binding transcription factor activity, RNA polymerase II-specific.
AUUUAUUUAUUAUUAUUAUUAGUAGUAGUAGUAGUAGUAUUUUUGGUGGAUUCAUUAUCUUCAGAUCUCCUGUGAUAACACAAGCAUUUUUACUGCACUGUGUGCUUACUUUAUUACUGCCCUCCCUCAGAAACAUGUGUGAUAUUGUGCAGCAGCAUUAUAUUCCUAACUGACCGAAGGAGGCUGAGAGCUGCAGGGCUAUGGGGAGGCAGCGCGGCCGCAGGACGACGCAAACUGUGUCACUUCACCAGAAAACGGCGGAGGACCGGACCCUCCGUACGCUUCCCUCCACGUGUCUCCAUUGUCUGCCUUCUCCCUUCUUUUCUCAGCGCACGAAAGGAGGGAGGGGUGGAAAAGAGGGGGAGACUGGCUCUGCUGCACUCUCUCUCUUCCUUGUGUGUGUGUGUGUGUGUGUGCGUGCGUGCGAGUUUGUGUGUGUGUGUGUGUGGAGGCACAGACGGUUCAGUUGUAAUUCGAUGUGUGUCCCCAGGGACAUUUGAUGGAUUAAAGCUAAGCAGCUCCAUUUCGAAGGACCACCUGAUCUCACUGCUUGUGCCCCAUAUAAAAGCAGGCGUGAUUGCUGAUCUCAGCUAGUCUGACAGUCACUCUCUCUCUCCUCUCUCUCUCUCUCUUUCUCUCUCUCCCUCUCUGUCUCUGUACUCUCUCCCUUUUACUUCUCUCUGUCCAUUUUGCUGGCUUGCAUCAGAAGAGCUAUCCAGUACUGAACAAUUUUUUUUAAGCUGCUAAAAGGAAUCGCAGCACGCAGCAUCCUCUUUCACUGAUUUUCCUUUCUUCAUCUUUAUUUUUUUUCUUCUAUUUUUUUAUUUUUUUUUGGACGGGUGUCUUGAAGUAACUCACGGAUUACCAUCAAUUUUUUUUUGUUUGCUGUUACAGUUUUUCUCUUUUUGCGUGUUCGGUUUUCUGCUGCUUUUUUUCAUGCUCUUUCCUUGGGCUCGCCUUGCCGGACAGUGAAACAUGCCCCGUUCGUUUUUGGUGAAGCAGAUUAAGCUGGAUGAUUUCUCGUCGUCUGCAGUGUCCUCUAGUCACCACCACCACCACCUGGAUGAAUCCUACACUUUCGCACGCUCCAUCACAGAGUCUGUGGCCAGCCUGGGGGUCCAUCUCAGUGAAAAUGGCUACAUUAAGGACUACAUCACGCCGUCAGUGUACCGGAGCGAGAGACGGGUGGGGCUGAAGAAGUACUCCCAGACCAGCAGCGGGGGGGAGGAGUACUCCGACCCCGACAUGGAGCACCCCGACCUGGAGCACCCCGACAGCCCCCAGUCGGGCGUGACGGGCAGCGGCUGCUUCUCGGCCGAGGCCGAGGCCGAGGCGCUCAGCGAGGGCUACACCAUGGACGCCUUCUUCAUCUCCGACGGGCGCUCCCGCCGGAAGGGCCGGGCCACAGAGGACCGCGGGCGGGGCGAAGCCGCCGAGGCGGAGGCGGAGGCGGCGGAGGCAGGGGAGGCGGAGACGGAGUCCGGGGGCGGGGCCACGGCCCGGCACGCCUGCGGCGAGUGCGGCAAGACCUACGCCACCUCCUCCAACCUCAGCCGGCACAAGCAGACGCACCGCGCCCUGGACGGCAAGAUGGCGCGCAAGUGCCCCACCUGCGGCAAGACCUACGUGUCCAUGCCGGCGCUGGCCAUGCACGUGCUCACGCACGACCUCAAGCACAAGUGCGGCGUGUGCAGCAAGGCCUUCAGCCGGCCCUGGCUGCUGCAGGGCCACAUGCGCUCGCACACGGGCGAGAAGCCCUUCGCCUGCGCCCACUGCGGCAAGGCCUUCGCCGACCGCUCCAACCUGCGCGCCCACAUGCAGACGCACUCCGCCUUCAAGCACUACCGCUGCAAGCGCUGCGACAAGACCUUCGCCCUCAAGUCCUACCUGAACAAGCACUACGAGUCGGCCUGCUUCAAGGGCUCCGCCGACGAGGACGACUCCGGCUCCGAGAACUGAUCCGGGCCCACGCGGGGUGGGGAGGCUUUCCCGACGCACCUCUCCGUCCCUCCCUACGCCCUUUUCUGCUUCCCUCUUUUUUUAGAAAGCAAUAUUUUUCAAGUAAAACAGUAAUAACGAAAGACGGUGACGACAAACGAUGCUGGAUUUCUUUUUGAACGAUCGCUUUAGACGUGCACACAUGCACACAUACGCGCGCACUUGAGGAGAAGGAGGCUUGGCAUGUGAAUUCGUUUUUAUCGACGGCUGAGACUUUGUCAACGACAGCAGUCGUCUUCCUAGUCCUGAUAUUUUAUAGCAAAUAAUG